GGAGGAGGAGCAGAGGCACCGGACUGGCAUUUCAACAUGCCGUUGAGCACGGAUAAGGUGGUGCUGUCUGCGGCCGCUCUGCUCCUGGCCACCGCAGCCUAUCGGCUGUACAAGUCAAGGCCUGCCCGGACCUCACUGGAGGGCGGGCACAGUCAGCUCCAGGCUGAAGAGAAAGCAGAGGGUGUGGGGCAGUCUGCCACACAGGGGUCUACCCCUGGGACCUCCUUUUGGGGACUGAGACGCCGCAAGGGAAGCGAAGGAGCUGAAGCAUCUUUAAGCAGUAGCAGGAAGGACUCGGGGGGCACUCGGGUCCUGGAGAAGGGUGCUUCUCCCAGAGACGAGAAGCCAAAGACAAGAGAUGUCGGGGAGCAGCUGAGCGGAUACUGUCCAGACUCUGGCCUGACACCUCCUUGCUGCAGCGCCCAGGAAGCAGAAGCAGGAGCAGAGGUUGGCGGUAAGCCUAAACUGCCCCAUCACCCCCAUCUGGCCAGUGAACCCGAAAGCUCCCCAACCAGCCUCCAGGAAGCAGGCAGCAGUGACGUGGACGUGGGCUCAGCCCCAGAACCAGAAGGCAACACUCCAGAGCAUGUGUUGGGGGCAGGGGAGUAUGUGCCACCCCAGCAGCCCUCACUGACUCCCCCAGAAGACCUCGGUGUCAUGAACAGGGUCUUUUUUGGAGCGACAGAGAUAUGCAGGGAAGAGAUGGGAGCCUUCCAGACUGCCUCUAGCCUGGCCCUUUAUCGGCAGGAGAGAGACACCAAUACCUCCUACAGCUUCUCCUCCGUGGCCCAGGCACGAAUGGAAGAGAACUUUUUACAGGAGAAGGUGGAAGACAGCCAGACCCGGCUGAAGGGCAAAGUGUAUGACUACUAUGUCGAAUCCACAUCUCUAGCUACCUCCGGUCUGGCCCUCAAGACAGGGAGCCUGGCAAAGGUGCCUAAGUCUGUGCCAGAUCCCCUGGGCACAGAAGCAGCCAAGGAAGACCAGGCCAAUACCACAGGAGGUGGGGCCCCAGUGGUUGCCUGCUCCCCACGAAGCACGGGCAGGAAGGACAGUCUCCUCCAGAUCGUGGAGAACCCAGAGCUGCAGUUGCAGCUUGAUGGCUUCAGGGCUCCUGCAGCUUCUUCCCCAGAUCUGCCUGCCAUGUCUGGGUCCCCCGGAUCCCCAGCUUCUCUGGAAUCCAGUGCAGCCAGCAGCAUGGAGGAGCCCCGUAUACAACAGGUGGCCAGAAGUAAUUUCUUCCAUCUCCCACUCACCACCGGUCCAACCCCUGAGGUACAUCUAGAUCUAGGCAAUUGCUGGGAGGUGCUGACCUUGGCCAAGAGGCAGAACCUGGAGGCCCUGAAGGAGGCUGCCUAUAAGGUGAUGAGUGACAAUUACCUCCAGGUCCUACGCAGUCCUGACAUCUACAGUCACCUCAGUGACCCAGAGCGUGACCUCAUCCUCCAGAGGAGGUUCCUGGGCCACCAACGCCUGGUGGUAGCUGAUGUGUGUCCCCAGGAAGUCUCAGGGUGCCUCUGUUACUAUGACGAUGAACAGGAUGCCUGGCAUCCACUAGCCCGUCUGCCCCCUGAGGCUGUGUCCCAAGGCUGUGCCAUCUGCAGUCUCUUCAAUUACCUUUUCAUGGUAUCGGGCUGCCAGGGGUCGGGGAAGCAGCCCUCCAAACGGGUUCUCUGCUAUAAUCCACUGACUGGCAUCUGGAGUGAGGUGAGUCCCCUGAACCAGGCCCGGCCACAUUGCCGCCUGGUGGCUCUGGACGGCUGCCUAUAUGCCAUCGGAGGUGAAUCCCUGAACACGGUGGAGCGCUAUGACCCAAGCCUGGACCGUUGGACGCUGGUUGCCCCACUCCCGAGUGACACCUUCGCCCGGGCGCACACAGCCACCACAAGCUCUGAGGAGAUCUUUGUCACAGGCGGUAGCCUUCGCUACAUGCUGCUCCGCUUCUCUGUCCGGGAGCAGCGUUGGCAGGCUGGACCCACUGCAGGUGGCAAGGACCACACGGCCGAGAUGGUGGCCGUCAAUGGUUUCCUCUAUCGCUUUGACCUCAAUCGCAGCCUGGGCAUCAGCGUGCACCGCUGCAGCACCAGUGCCCGCCUUUGGUACGAAUGUGAUACAAAUCGGACACCUUACCCAGAUGCCUUCCAGUGCGCCGUGGUGGGCACCUUCAUCUACUGCGUGGGGCACCGGCGCACCCUGUGCUUCCUGGCUGACCCUAUUUCACCCAGGUUUGUGCCUAAGGAGCUUCGGAGCUUUCCCUCCCCGAAGGGCACCCUCCUGCCCACUGUCCUGACUUUGCCUGGCCCCAGCAUGUCUCAGACCAGAGUCUAGUGCCUCCCUGUGCAGGCCUCCUCCUGCAAAAGC
Molecule: messenger RNA, 2361 nt
Organism: Suncus etruscus (white-toothed pygmy shrew)
Lineage: Eukaryota; Metazoa; Chordata; Mammalia; Eulipotyphla; Soricidae
Gene: KLHDC7A
Product: kelch domain containing 7A
Exons: 1
Coding region: 37-2328 (763 amino acids)
Molecular function (GO): protein binding
Source: RefSeq, a predicted model, not a curated record